Molecule: messenger RNA, 837 nt
Organism: Penicillium odoratum
Lineage: Eukaryota; Fungi; Ascomycota; Eurotiomycetes; Eurotiales; Aspergillaceae
Product: class I SAM-dependent methyltransferase
Exons: 4
Coding region: 1-837 (278 amino acids)
Source: RefSeq, a predicted model, not a curated record
AUGCAUCCAGACUCUCAGCUUCAAGACGCGGUGGCGAAGGGCUUCGACCCCAAACUCUUAUAUGAUCCUAAUCUCAACCAUGUCGAUGAACCAGUCCGAUCCAUCCUCGAGAAAUACAGCAAUAUCCCCGCAGACAAGAUCUUGGACCACGUUCGUCAACUGAGAGAUCGAGCAUUCACGAUCUUUCCAUAUGCUUGCAUCGGCAAGUUUUCCUUUCUCCAGCUUAGCAUUGCAUCUUCGCCCCUCUAUCCUGAGUUGCUCCGCCGGACCAAAGACGGAGAGAAAUUGUUGGACCUCGGCUGUGCGUUUGGUCAGGAGCUUCGCCGGCUGAUCUAUGACGGCGCACCGUGUUCGAGCCUCUACGGAUCUGAUAUUCGUCCCGAAUUCCUUGAGCUCGGUUGCGAUCUGUUCCUUGACCAUGACAAAAUGUGUGACCAACUCAUCGGUGCCGACAUCACGGAUGACAAUUCGGAUCUGGUGGUCCGUUUGAAGGGGGAGCUUGAUAUGGUAUACAUCUCCUUGUUCCUUCACGUCUUUGACUGGGACAAGCAAGUUGAAGUGGCUAAAAGAGUGCUUAACUUGCUUGCUGCUAAGCCAGGCUCACUCAUUCUCUGUCGUAUCAUGGCGUGUCGGGAUCAAAGCCUAAUCAAUGCCACCCUUGGUCGCAUGCCAUACUAUUAUCACGAUAUGUCCAGUUGGAACCGCCUAUGGGAGAAGGUUCAGCAUGAUACAUCCCUUCAACUUGAUGUGCAGAGCUGGGAGCAGCCGGAUGAGCUAGCAUCAAAGCAUCCCGUCGAGGGAGUCUAUGUUCUUGGGUCUUCAAUCAGACGAAAGUAA